GACACCGCCAUUAGUUAUCAAAGUAACGACGAGACAACCGGGAGUAAGAAGGCUGACUAGGAGCGUCAGAACUGGUAACAUCAGCGGUUAUACAUAGCUCUCGGUUUGUCGUAGUCUUAAACGAACAACAACCUGCUGGCUCCCAUAAGUAGCCAAACGGUUGUUUUGUUUUUAUUUUGAUACCAAUUGCUAGCCAAGCGGCUACCAUCAUGGAUUUUUAAGGCGGUUAUGCGGCGAAACUAAUGCAUCGGCAUGCAUCGUGCAAGGAAAAACAGACUCCGAAACUCCAUCUUCACAACUGCCAAGCAGUUGGGCUCAAAUACCGUCCGCGGUAUCACCGUGAGCCAACCUAUACCACUCCUCCUUGACCGAAGGAAGCUAACAUUAGCUAGCUAGUAAUUUACGUUAAUAAAUUGAACCAUCAUUCCACAUCUUGAACCACCGGCACCGAUUCUUUUGAACGUCAAUACCAAGGCACCCCUGAUCACAAUGAAACCUCAAGAUAUCAUUGCGGGUAAGACCAGUCUGUGGAUCUUCGGGUACGGCUCUCUGGUAUGGAAGCCUGAUUUUAAGUAUAGGAGAAGCCAGGUCGGCUACAUUCAAGGCUACAAAAGACGCUUCUGGCACGGAGACAAUUUCCAUCGUGGAAAUGACGACAAACCCGGAAGAGUGGUGACGCUCAUUGAAGAUGAUGACGCAACCACUUGGGGCGUGGCCUUUGAGGUGACAGGCUCACAGAUAGAGGAGUCACUCAAUUACCUGAACGUACGCGAGGCAGUGCGCGGAGGUUACAUCACUAAGAUGGUUGAUUUCAUCUCUAAGGAUGAGACAGAGGUCCACCAGGCCCUCCUCUACAUCGCUACCCCAGACAACCCUCUCUUCCUUGGGCGUGCUAGCCAUGAGGAGAUUGGAUACCAGAUAGUCACCAGCCAGGGGAAGACUGGCCACAACCUGGAGUACCUCCUUCGCUUGGCUAAGUUUAUGAGGAAGAGCUGCCCUCACGUGAAAGAUCGACACCUGUUCUCUAUUGAGGCUGUUGCCCGAGCCCUAAUACCCUAUCUGCUAGGUGCCAAUUCACUCAAACCCUUCGAUCUGUCUACUAGGUCUGAUAAUGCUAUCCGAUUAACGGUCAGUCACUCCUAAGCUGAAGUUGUAUAAAGGCUGCAAUUAAGCGUCUUGUGUUCUGUCUGUGAAAUGUUGGUGUGGUGUAACGCAGAAUCUUAUUCCAUCCACUUUACCGGGAGCCAUACAGAAGUAACAUGAGUAAAGAGGUUAUGAAAAGGCCAACAGUUUAUUUUUCUCAACACUAGCAUACAGAUUGUAGUCACUUAAAUGUCAACCUGAAAGUGAUGGAGUUAAUGUUGAUGCAGUCUUUGCUGGCAUUUUAACACCCAACUGUUAAUUUUCAUUGUCCAUUAAUAUACGCUACAUCUGAACUAUUGGCAUUGAAUUAUCAGCUGGCUGCUGUGAUGUCACGCACUAUACAAGGUUGUUCUCUGUCACUCAUAACCGCAUAUUCCAAUAAACUGUACAAAAUGGA
Esox lucius (northern pike) is the source of this 1540-nucleotide messenger RNA. RefSeq names its product ChaC, cation transport regulator homolog 1 (E. coli) (gene chac1). Gene Ontology annotation, molecular function: glutathione specific gamma-glutamylcyclotransferase activity; gamma-glutamylcyclotransferase activity. The coding region runs from base 490 to 1143 and encodes 217 amino acids. Gene Ontology annotation, cellular component: cytoplasm. Gene Ontology annotation, biological process: glutathione catabolic process. The transcript is spliced from 3 exons. Lineage: Eukaryota; Metazoa; Chordata; Actinopteri; Esociformes; Esocidae. The record is from RefSeq and is a predicted model, not a curated record.